Molecule: messenger RNA, 790 nt
Organism: Coregonus clupeaformis (lake whitefish)
Lineage: Eukaryota; Metazoa; Chordata; Actinopteri; Salmoniformes; Salmonidae
Product: prolactin-like
Exons: 4
Biological process (GO): response to nutrient levels; positive regulation of receptor signaling pathway via JAK-STAT
Cellular component (GO): extracellular region
Molecular function (GO): hormone activity
Source: RefSeq, a predicted model, not a curated record
CUCUCUCUUCCAGUGUGGGCUCUGCUCCUGGUGUUGGUGUGUGUGGAGCUGCGUGGCAGUGGCAGGGCGAACGCGGCGCCCAUCUGUGUCCAUGGCCAGGCGGGGUGCCACUUCCUCUCCCUGGCAGACCUCUUUGACCGGGUCAUCCAGCACAGUGCCAGGAUGCACGGCAUCUCCAGCGACCUGCACUCUGAAUUCGAGCAAUACUUCCUGCCCAGCAAAAACCAUAUUGGCAGGAUAAACCGCAACUGCCAUACAUCCACCAUACUAACCCCUAAUGGCAAAGAGAACGCGCAGAGACUGGCUAGAGAAGAGUUAACAGAGGUGAUUCUGAAGCUGCUGGUAGCAUGGAAGGAUCCUCUGUGGCAGUUCCACCAGAGCAUGGCUCACCAGGAUGACUUCAACAACUUCAGCUCCAACAAAGCGCUGGAGAUGAGCUACAUGGUGCGCGAGCUCCGCAAGGGAGUCGAGAAGGUGGCUGAUAGGAUGCAGCACCUGGGGAUGAUCAGUAACUCCCUGAGUGGCCUGUCCUCCCCUGAGGCCUUGGUCCCCUCGUCAGACACCAGCGGAGAGUCCCGGGCCAUGAGCGACCACGACCUACUUUACUGCUUCCGACGGGACUCCAACAAGGUCCAGAACUACCUGAAGAUCCUCAAGUGCAGGAUCGUACCUGAGAACGGAUGCUGAGAUGUUAAGACAAGACAAGAGACGUGACUAUUUCAAGCUACCGUGUCAAUCAAGGAAAUGGGUAGACAUGAUGAUAAGACCAAUAAAAGAGACUAGAACUGUG